GAACAGGGAGAAUCGGAGGAAGUCAAAGAACUCUCUCUCUGUUUCUCUCGCACAGCCUUGCGUUUCAGCUCGCCGGAAAAUCAUGAGCUCACUUUCAAUUGCAGAUAAAGCAAUUACCAAACAAAUUUCAUAUCUCUCUUUUCAUUUUUUUUUUUUUUUUUUUCCUUCCGUUUUUUAAUGUGGAAUUGCUUCAUUGAUUUCUGAAUUUCAUUUCGUUUCCGGUCGGUUUAUAAGGGCUUUACCAAGUCACUCGCCAUGACGGUGCUAUCGGAGAUUGGCGACAAGACGUUCUUUGCCGCCGCAAUAUUGGCAAUGCGCCAUCCAAGGAGACUUGUCUUAUCAGGAUGCCUGGCAGCUUUAAUUGUGAUGACUAUUCUCUCUGCUGUUGUUGGCUGGGCUGCUCCAAAUAUGAUCUCUCGCAAAUGGACUCAUCACAUAACAACAUUGUUGUUCUUUGGAUUUGGGCUAUUUUCUUUUUGGGAUGGAAUUAAGGAGGGAGGGGAGGCUGCGGAAUUGGCUGAAGUUGAAGCGAAAUUGGAUGCUGAUUGGAAGGAGAACACAAGAACAACCAAAGAGGCCAAUAAGGCCAAAGAUGAACUGAAAAAGAAGCAGCGGCCAUUUCUGACACAGUUCUUUUCUCCCAUAUUUUUGAAGGCAUUUUCCAUAACAUUUUUUGGUGAAUGGGGGGACAAGAGCCAGUUAGCUACAAUUGGAUUGGCUGCUGAUGAGAAUCCCUUUGGUGUGGUUCUUGGUGGAAUUGUAGGACAAGCACUAUGUACCACUGCUGCUGUCCUUGGAGGAAAAAGCUUGGCAUCUCAGAUAUCUGAAAAAUUUGUUGCUAUAUCAGGCGGAGUUCUCUUCAUUGUUUUUGGCAUCCAAUCCUUCCUCUCACCAGCUUAGUCAUGAUGACCACUAACCCACUAAUGGUAGGUGCUCGUUCACUGGAUUGAAUGUUUAUAUCUUGGUAACAUAGUCUAUGGUUUUGUGUCAGUUUUUCUUCCUUUCCAGGGACCUCUGUGCAAGUGUGCCCAUGCGUGACAUACACAAAUAAAAUGCAUGAGGGCAUACACUCUCCUUUCAAGUUUUGGCCGUCUCUCAUUCUCUCUCUUGACGUCUGCAUUAACAUGCAUGUGCACUAACCUUACUGAAAUUGCCAAACUGCCUUUGAAAGCCUAGUAUGUGAAUGAGGGUGUAACUAUAAGUACCAUUUGAAAUUGCACAAUUGUCAUUAUGCUGUCUGCUUCCCACUGCAUUGAAUCCCUUAUCACUUCCUCUGCUCUCUGCCUACAGCAUAGGUUCUGGUAUUGAAAGCUGUUCUGGUGAUAACUUCCCUAUUUGGGCUUGUGACUUACAUACAACCAUUCAGAAGUGAAGAAUUUUAUACGAAGGACGGACAUUUGUUUGGAGUGAGGAAGCCACCUUAUUAUGCCUGUUUGAUCGGAAGUUCUGAACGGCACUUUAUCCCUUGGCUUUCCUUCAAUAAUUUGUUUUUCGUUUUAAGAUAAAGAUGAUAUAAUUUUAAGGCUUUUAUCAGUUUCAGUUUAGUGACCAAAAAAAUAGCUUCAGAUUUUUUUGGCUUUUUCCAUUUUUCUUUUUAAUAGUACCGAACCCUGUAGUAGUGGAAGUCUAACUUCCACGACCCUUAAAUACAAAACCUAUGCGGAUGGUAAUUUUAUCAAAUUUAUUAAGUGAUUAUCGUUAGAUGUUAUGAUAUUAUUAAUAAUAAAUUGUUUUGAUUUUU
Molecule: messenger RNA, 1741 nt
Organism: Rubroshorea leprosula
Lineage: Eukaryota; Viridiplantae; Streptophyta; Magnoliopsida; Malvales; Dipterocarpaceae
Source: the annotation of a GenBank genome assembly